Messenger RNA from Tympanuchus pallidicinctus (lesser prairie-chicken), 2685 nucleotides. It is a transcript of the gene PRPSAP1, whose product is annotated as phosphoribosyl pyrophosphate synthetase associated protein 1. Gene Ontology annotation, biological process: 5-phosphoribose 1-diphosphate biosynthetic process; purine nucleotide biosynthetic process. The transcript is spliced from 11 exons. The coding region runs from base 130 to 1485 and encodes 451 amino acids. Gene Ontology annotation, cellular component: ribose phosphate diphosphokinase complex; cytoplasm. The record is from RefSeq and is a predicted model, not a curated record. NCBI's taxonomy places the organism in Eukaryota, Metazoa, Chordata, Aves, Galliformes, Phasianidae. Gene Ontology annotation, molecular function: ribose phosphate diphosphokinase activity; magnesium ion binding.
UCUCUCUCUCUCGAUCCCCGCGGAGAAAAUGGCGGCGCGGCGGAGCGGGACCCCGCGCACAGCGCCCCCCGGCCGCCCUUCGGCCUCCCCUCAGCCCCCAGCAGGAGCCCCGUGAGGCGCGCGGCGCGGAUGGCCCGCGGAGCGCCGUGGGGCGGCAGGACGGCUUCUCUCCUCCUCCUUCCCACCCCUCAGGGGGCGGCGAUAGCGGCGGGGAGGAAGAAAAGGAUGCCACGGAAGCUGCUGUUGCCUUAUAAAUCUCUUUUUCCUCCUUUCCGAGCUCCCAAGGGGCUGCAUGACGCUGUGGCGAUGAACGCGGCCAGGAGCGGCUAUCGGGUUUUCUCGGCCAACUCCACGGCGGCCUGCACCGAGCUGGCCAAGCGCAUCACCGAGCGUCUUGGUGCUGAGUUGGGGAAAUCUGUGGUGUACCAGGAAACCAAUGGAGAAACAAGAGUUGAAAUAAAAGAAUCUGUCCGGGGUCAGGAUAUCUUCAUCAUACAGACAAUCCCCAGGGAUGUGAAUACUGCUGUGAUGGAGCUGCUGAUAAUGGCUUAUGCACUGAAGACUUCCUGUGCCAGGAACAUCAUUGGGGUCAUUCCUUACUUCCCCUACAGCAAACAGAGCAAAAUGAGGAAGAGAGGCUCCAUAGUCUGCAAGCUGCUGGCAUCCAUGCUUGCCAAGGCAGGUUUAACACACAUCAUCACUAUGGAUCUUCAUCAGAAGGAAAUUCAAGGCUUCUUCAGCUUCCCUGUAGACAACCUGAGAGCAUCCCCUUUCUUGAUUCAGUACAUACAGGAAGAAAUUCCAGAUUAUAGAAACGCCGUUAUUGUGGCCAAGUCUCCUGAUGCAGCUAAAAGGGCUCAGUCUUACGCUGAGAGGCUGCGGCUGGGGCUGGCAGUGAUCCACGGCGAGGCUCAGUGCACAGAGCAGGACAUGGAUGAUGGACGUCACUCCCCUCCCAUGGUCAAAAAUGCAACUGUGCAUCCUGGUCUGGAGCUGCCAUCUGUGUCACUCCAAGGAAUCUCAGCUGCGGAAGCUGGCGCUGCUGUGCAGCCCCAUCAGUGUCAGCUCAUGCAGAACUUUGCCUUUGUCCAGCUCAGUUAUGAUUUCAUGAUGAUGGCCAAGGAGAAACCACCAAUAACUGUGGUUGGAGACGUCGGAGGAAGAAUUGCCAUCAUUGUGGAUGACAUCAUUGAUGACGUGGAAAGCUUUGUAGCUGCUGCAGAGAUCCUGAAGGAGCGUGGAGCCUACAAGAUCUUUGUGAUGGCCACUCAUGGGCUCCUGUCUGCAGAUGCACCCCGUCUCAUAGAGGAGUCUUCCAUCGAUGAGGUGGUGGUGACCAACACAGUUCCUCACGAAGUACAGAAGCUGCAGUGCCCCAAGAUAAAGACUGUGGAUAUCAGCUUGAUUCUCUCUGAGGCCAUCCGGCGGAUCCACAACGGCGAGUCCAUGGCCUAUCUCUUCCGCAACAUCACUGUUGAUGACUAGAGCUGCCCCUGCCCCCGUCCUGGCUUCCACAGGAGAAGGAGAAAUGCAUGAAAAGGCAAUUCCAUAAAUUAUAGGCGUAACACAACCGUUUAUUCUUGUAGGAAGGGUGAGAGUUCUCAGGGUCUUGAGCCAUGAGAUCCAAUAGAAAAAGAUCAACCUGACCAGCACUUUACAGUUGAACAGAAGAGGCCACUGGCAGUGGGGAGGGUUUACAACUCUGAGAGAAAUGAAGAAAUGAGGAAGGUUUGAAUUUUUAAACUCCAUUUUUAUUUUUUAAUUCUUUUUUUUAGUGUUAUCACUUGCUCUGAAGGGUGGGGGGAGAAGAAAAGUGUGAAAAGAAUAGCUGUCAGCUUCUGAGAAAGGAAUAGAGAGCGCUCGUUGCUGCGUGUGGAUUGCAAGAGGAAGCAACGUUUGGGUUUCUGUUUCUGAUUGUGGCUUACCUGAGCACAGAGAGGAACGGCUCGCUGAGCUGCUGGGCUGCUCCACUCACUGCUGGCAGAGCAGAGCCAGCUGAGCACCCUGUGCUCUCUUGCAUGGCAUAGCGAGCGCUUUCAUCAGAUCCAAGGUAGCAGAAAGGGCAGCUCAGUUGUGUCAGUGCAGGGCUGCUCGGGGCGCUGGGAACAGGCUCGCACGUCCCUCCCAGCAGGGCCAGGGGUGCUGGGCCGUUUCAUUCUGUGAGCCUUGGGUCGUUAUUGUGCUUCACUGCAAAGUCGUGUGGGGCUCUGGGUCAGCACUCGAACACUUGUCUGCCCUGCAACACCAGGCGUGAUUCCUGGAGCUGCCUGAAGUUACUGAAUGAGGGCAGAAUCUUCUCGGGGUGGGGGUUGGAGCAGCGUCUGCCUCCAGCACAGCUGAGCUCUCUGAAACAAUAACACUCAACCUGCGAUAAAAUGCAUGGGAUUUCUCCUUUUUUGGUGCUUGCAGUGACCCCUUUACCCUCUGAACAGCUGCUGUGUCUGAACCAUGAGGCUUCUGCUGUAAGUAGGCUCUCUUGGCAGCUUGUCGCCUUCUUCCCUGGGGAAGCAGGACUUGCUACUUGUUCCUUUCUUGAGUGACACAAAUCCUUGGCCGGAGGGGACGCUGGAGAAAGCAGCGUGCAGUGCUUGUGGAGGGCAUCAUCUCCAGGUUGAUACAAGGAGAAGUUCCCAAACUGUGAUCUUCCCCCUCAAUGAAGCAAAUAAACAUGCUGCAGUAAAGCCU